UCCUGGAUUUGGGGAAGAUUUCAGUUCCAAGCCCAGCCAAGAAGAAGAGGUGGACCCUUUCCGUUUCUUGGCUCCACGUGGGAGAGUCAUGGACAGCUUCUCCUCCCUACCGCCAUACUAUCAACUUUUUGGGAACUCCACGCCGAAGGGUUGGAGGGUCAGUUCGCUGGAAACCAUGUGUCUGGCGAUUGUGGCUGAGAAUAUGAAGCCCGUCUGGGUCAAUUACAUGGCUGAUGUCCACAUCCAGGAGCUGAUCCAGUCAAUGAACAUGAGCAAUCGCCUCACCCCUGCUAUGCUGCAUGCAUUCCUUGUACCAAAUCUAACAGUGCUCAACCUGAACAUCUGCCAACAGCUGGUUGACAAAACUAUUGUCCAGACCAUCAGAGUACAGUGCAAGAAUUUGUCCACACUGAAUCUCCAUGGCUGUAUUCAGAUCCCUGUAGAGGCUCUGGUGGAUCUCAUAAAAGGUUUGCGGUGUCUCACCAAACUGGACCUUUCAGAGACAGAGUGUGACACAGAAGUGUUAUUAGCUGUGGGCUCUUCCUGCCAGAAGCUUCGUGAAUUGAACAUCUCCAACUGCAGGAGAUUAUCUCCGUAUUCACUCUUCUAUCUGGCCUAUGAUGAUGAUACAUGCUCCUUCUGCUGCCCAGAAUUAGAGAGGCUCAGUGUUACAGGAUUGACAUCCAGGGUAAAGCACCAAGACCUGAUUUGGUCUCUGGUCUUUGUGCUGUUGGUAUUACCCAAGCUGAAGGUCCUGACCCAUGAACUUCUUGAAGAGACUCUGCAUUUGAUCCACAGUAAGAAGUUUGACCGUACUCAAAUGCCGUGUGAGUAUUCCUCUCUGAUUCAGCUGGCAUGGUGCAGAACAUUCACCCACACAAAGAAAGGGAGAAUUACACUACCCCUCCAGGAAGUACAUGAUGUGUGUGCAUCCUCCUUGCCUGUCAUCUUUGCCAUGUGUCCACAACUGACAAAGUUGACAGUGAUUCCACCAGAUGGUCAAAGCAUGAGCCAAAGCUCCUUAUCCUACUGCAGUCUCACCCACCUGACUAUCAAUUGCAGGGAAAUGAACCAAACGAAACUGAGAGAGCUUUUGCCAGUGACAGCAGUCCUUGGAGUUCGACUUCAAUCCCUCUCAAUCAGCAAUGUUAUUUUUUGGGAUGAGUUGUCUUUCCCUACCCUGCUGAGCCAUUGCGCAAAUCUCCACAAAUUCAGCGCUUCCUUUUCCACUCUACCGGGGCCUGGACACAGCAGGCAGCUGACUGUGCAGGAAGCAGACUGCACAGACUUCAGUCUUGCACCUCUCAAAUUUCCUUGGCUUUCUGAUUUUUCCCUGGAGUACAUCCACACAAGGUAUCCCUUGCCUUCCCAGCAUCAAAAGAUAUUGAGAGAAUGCCUUCUGUCUCUGCUGAAACAUUCCCAAGUCUUGGAAGUCUUGAAUCUUGUCCACCUACCUUUUCGCAUAUGUGAGGUGUUUGAGAAGGUGCUAGACCCCCCUGGUAGUGCCUUGCUGCGUCUCUGUGAGCUCUCAGUUGUUGGCUACAAAGUGCCUGUUCACACCAUCCGUCAGCUUCUAUCCUCAGAGAAUCAGCUGAGCCACCUCCACAUAUCUUGUUGCUCAAGGUUUGGUAGGAAAGUCUAUAAUGAGACCUUCUGGAGAGACUAGAGGGAAGGUCUUGAUCUGAAAGUUGUGUUGCAAUGAAGAAAAACCAUACAUUGGAAUGGCAGCUCCACAUGUGUGUGUCUUGGUCCAUUGAGGGGCAACUGCUCGCUAGGCGUGGUAGCUGCUUUUCUAUAAUUGUCGUCUUACCUCCAAGCUCUUGAUCAGAUCAAAUGCCCAUUUAGUCCACCAACUUGGUUUGGUGGUUAGGAAUGAGCAUCCAUUGCUGGAUUUUACUUCCAUGAGGAAUACUUGGAACAUCCUCUGGCUCAUGUGAGACUCUCAGGGAUCAUGAAAUGGCAGCAUAAAUGAUGUGACAUGUUAAAAAGUUAAAUUUAUAUGGUAUAGAAACAUAUAUAAAAUUAAAUUCAUUUUAAUUUGUAUUAGUUGGAAUGUUAAUGAUCCUAUUCUAUGGAGAGUGAAUUGGAUCUAAUUAAUAGCUAGAGAUUGUAUUGAGCUACUUUAAUGUGGAGUGUUUUUCUUCUUCUCAGUAUUAGGAUAUAUUGUUAUGUAAAAAAUUGUAAGAGCGAUUGACGAUUUCUUGUAAUGUGGAAGAGAUUUGCAAACUAGA
Molecule: messenger RNA, 2231 nt
Organism: Sceloporus undulatus (fence lizard)
Lineage: Eukaryota; Metazoa; Chordata; Lepidosauria; Squamata; Phrynosomatidae
Exons: 4
Coding region: 89-1666 (525 amino acids)
Biological process (GO): SCF-dependent proteasomal ubiquitin-dependent protein catabolic process
Cellular component (GO): SCF ubiquitin ligase complex
Source: RefSeq, a predicted model, not a curated record